This is a messenger RNA of Macaca mulatta (Rhesus monkey), 3222 nucleotides long. It is a transcript of the gene CRYBB3, whose product is annotated as crystallin beta B3. Gene Ontology annotation, biological process: visual perception; lens development in camera-type eye. Gene Ontology annotation, molecular function: structural constituent of eye lens. NCBI's taxonomy places the organism in Eukaryota, Metazoa, Chordata, Mammalia, Primates, Cercopithecidae. The record is from RefSeq and is a predicted model, not a curated record.
GAGCCCAAGAGUUUGAGUCCAGCCUGGGCAAUGUAGCAAGAUCCUAUCUCUUAAAAAAAAUUUAAAUGCCUGGAUCUACCUUUUCUUUGGUCAUAAAGAAGUUGACUGUGAUGGUCACUUUUAUUUAUAUUGAGGCUAAGCGCCCAGGUCGUGGAGCAGGCCAGCCCCUUCUGUCUGCUGUGUGAUCCUGAGUAAAUGAGUUCACCUCUCUGAACCUUUCUCCAUGGAUAAAAUGGAAUCACAAUUCCUCCCCUAAAGUUGGCUGGGUGAGAGUUCCACACAUUGCUUAUGAAGCUGACACAAUGCCUUGCAUGUAGUAGGUGUUCAGUAAAUGGUAGCUAUUACUCGUGAAUGUCUUCUGCAGGAAGAAAAUCAGUCAGUUCUGUGACAGUAUCCUAUGGAAACGGGUGGGUGGAUCUGUGCCCAAGUUGGAGAGUAUGUUUAGGGUGAUCUGACUUAAAAUUUAGGCCACAUGGCACAUGGAAAAUGGAGAGUGUCUCAGGUCCCUCACUUUGAGAACUAGAAUCUUUCCAAAGGUUUCAUGUACCCCAAUAGGAAAUGGUGACCCCAAGAAACCAAAGAAAGGGAGCUGGUGGUUGUGGGGAGACACCGGAGAGCUGCACACCCUGCCCCUCGCCCAGUGCUGCUGGACUUCCCACAAAGCCAGUGAGGUCCGUCUGCCCCCAGGAAGUCAUCAGAGGCUGUGGCUGAGGAGACAGGCACUGGGGGCCUCCGUGGACCCGCUAUUGGAGUGAAACGGCCUGGAUGAAAUUGGGUGGACAGGGUGCUGCCUCAGCAGGCUGGGAUGUGCUGGGCUGUCAGAAAGUGCUCAUAAAUAGCAUGCCCCUUGCAAAAGCAGGCGAGUCUGCAGACGGCCGUGGAUCCUCUGUUCUUCCCGAGGCUACAGCAACAGGUUCAUUCUGGGAUGGGCUGGGGGUGGGGAGAGAAAAGCCACCCUGGCAGGCCUGGACCUUUGGUGGUCUCUGUGGGACGUGCAUGGCUGACCGCCUGCAAAAAAACCAGGGUCUCCCUUAAGGGUCAGGUCCCAGUGAGAGGACCCUGACAGCGCAGCUGGGGGUGGAACAGGGGACCCUUGUCUGCAGUGGCCAGGGUCCAAGCCCCUGGACAUGUGCUUAGGGCAGGGGACCUUCCAAAACAGCCCCUCCGAGGGAGGGGAGUGGGCACACGUGGUACCUGCCAAGUCCCCUGAGAGUCCCCUGUGAGCUGGACCAAGCCCUGUUUCCUGCUGAGGCUGGGACAGACAGAACAGACAGCCCGCAGGCUGUGCACGGUUAGGCCCGUGUCCAGAGUAUAUGGGCUGUGCAGCUGGGCAUGCUGGGGUGGCCGUGCUGGGGUGGCCGUGGGUGGGUAACAGUUGGAUGUGGGGUGUAGAUGUAGGUGCCUUGUGUACCACUGUGGAUGUCUGAAAUGGGCAGGGGUGUGUGUGUGUGUGUGUGUGUGUGUGUGAGAGAGAGAGAGAGAGAGAGAGAGAGAGAGAGAAACUGUCCUGUGAGCCCACGGGUGAAAUACGACUGAUAGUGACCAUAGAAACUUUUGUGAGUGUGUGCACGUAUGUGCGUGUGUGCUGACAAACACAACAGUCCUGUGUGUGUCCAUGGGUGCAACAAUGAUAAGCAUGCUUCCAUGUGACUGCAGCAGGGGCCUGUAUUGCGUGUCACCAUCCCUGUAGCAAUGAAGGAGAACUGUCGGUGUCUGGGUCUUGAAGCGGCUGGUACACAGUCGUAUUCAAUAAAUGCUUAAGGAAUGAGUAACCGAACGCAGGGAGACUGGCCCAGAUCAAGUGUCCAAGGACCUGGUCUUACAAACGCUUUCUCUAGAGGUUUGUCUGUCUAUCGCCCGACAUUUGGGGUCUCCUGUGCCUCCUGGUCACUCAGCCCAGAGCCUGGCACUGUGUAGGUGCUCAUGGAAUCUUUGGUGAAGUAACCAGUGAACAACAGAGUUCCUGGAGUAUGGAGGUGGGAGAGACCCCUGUAGAGGAAACCCCCUGAAGCCCACCCUUCAGCCAGGGUCUGGGGAUGGGACAUCUGCAGAGAGCUCUGGGAAACCUGGGUUUCGAGGAGCGUCUGGAUCGGGGGAAAAUGGCACGGGCUUUGGAGCCAGGCCCGACCCAGGCCACUUCCUCUGUGUGCUUGAGGAAGUGGCCUCACUUUGCUGAGCCUCAGAGUUCCCCUCUGUCCAAUGGGGUUCCUGAUCCCACUGUCUCAGUCCACCACGUGGCCCAUGGUAGGUGCUCAAUGGACGUUUGCUGAAUGACUGAAUGACCGAAUGUCGAUCAUAAGUUAUGGCCAUGCCCUGUGGGCAGCAAGGCUCUGUAGCUCAUCCUGGACUCCAGUCACAGCAACACCUGGCUUGUCCCAGGUGGAUCCAAUGACCCAUUUUCCUUUGAUUUGAAGCCAGAGGUAUUCCUGGGGAGAUGGCGGAACAGCAUGGAGCACCUGAGCAGGCUGCAGCUGGCAAGAGCCAUGGAGGCCUUGGGGGCAGCUACAAGGUGAUCGUGUACGAACUAGAGAACUUCCAAGGCAAACACUGCGAGCUUUCGGCCGAGUGCCCCAGCCUGACCGACAGCCUGCUGGAGAAGGUGGGCUCCAUCCAAGUGGAGUCCGGGCCGUGGCUGGGAUUUGAGUCUAGGGCCUUCCGCGGGGAGCAGUUUGUUCUGGAGAAGGGGGAUUAUCCUCGCUGGGAUGCCUGGUCCAACAGCCGUAAUAGUGACAGCCUCCUGUCCCUCCGGCCUCUGAACAUUGAUAGCCCAGAUCACAAGCUUCAUCUGUUUGAGAACCCAGCUUUCAGUGGCCGCAAGAUGGAGAUAGUGGAUGAUGACGUGCCCAGCCUUUGGGCUCAUGGCUUCCAGGACCGUGUGGCGAGUGUCCGCGCCAUCAAUGGGACAUGGGUUGGCUAUGAGUUUCCCGGCUACCGUGGGCGCCAGUACGUGUUUGAGCGGGGCGAGUACCGCCACUGGAAUGAGUGGAACGCCAGCCAGCCGCAGCUGCAGUCUGUGCGCCGCAUCCGCGACCAGAAGUGGCACAAGCGGGGCUGCUUCCUCAGCAGCUGAAAGGCACCCAGACCUCAAAGACCCAGACCCACGCUUCGGGGGCUGCAUGGGCAAGAAGAGGAGGCUCCAGGGCUGGGGCGAGGGCCGACCUGUCCACCCUUCCCUGGAAUCUGCUCAAUAAAGCCUGGGGUUGGUCCCCCGCCUGCCAUGUU